Messenger RNA from Monoraphidium neglectum, 615 nucleotides. RefSeq lists its product as hypothetical. The annotation marks the transcript as partial. NCBI's taxonomy places the organism in Eukaryota, Viridiplantae, Chlorophyta, Chlorophyceae, Sphaeropleales, Selenastraceae. The record is from RefSeq and is a predicted model, not a curated record. The transcript is spliced from 5 exons.
GCAGUCCACGUGAUCAACUGCGCCCCCGACGCGGCCGCGGCGGAGCGGCGGCUCAGGGCGGCAAACGACCGCAAGUGGGCGGUCUUUGCGCUGUUUCUUGUGAAGAAGCCCGAGGCGCUGUUCCAGAUCACCCUGAUGGACCUCGGAACCUUGGAGCCGCUCAUAGAGCCGCCCAAUGAGGAUCUGUGGGAGUACGUGGUGCGGCAGACCAAGUUCACUCCCCAGCAGGGCGCCAUAACGGACUGCCUGGCGGAGAUGCUGUGCGCGCGCAGCGCGGCCAUCCAGUCAGAGCUGGAGUCUCUCACGCGGGACCAGCCUGACGCCCAUGACGUAGAAGCCGGGGAGCUGGUGCUGCAGCGGGCAGAGGGGCUCAAGGCCCUCCACGGGUGGAUGGCCGUGGCGGCAAGCCUGGCGUUCGGCCACGAGACCCUCACGCCGCUGCAGAUCGCCUCCAUGAUGGCCGCGGGGUUCCCCUACCAUCCGUCGCUGCUGGGCCUCUGGCGCUCGUGGAAGCGCAUGCAGCAGCAGGACGCCGAGCCAGCGGCCGGGUCUGGGGAUUCAAGCACGGCCCCCGGCGCAGGCGCGGGCGCCGGCGGCCCCAGGGCGGGCGGCUAG